Anthonomus grandis grandis is the source of this 1185-nucleotide messenger RNA. It is a transcript of the gene Al, whose product is annotated as homeobox protein aristaless. The transcript is spliced from 4 exons. NCBI's taxonomy places the organism in Eukaryota, Metazoa, Arthropoda, Insecta, Coleoptera, Curculionidae. The record is from RefSeq and is a predicted model, not a curated record. The coding region runs from base 152 to 925 and encodes 257 amino acids. Gene Ontology annotation, molecular function: DNA-binding transcription factor activity, RNA polymerase II-specific; RNA polymerase II transcription regulatory region sequence-specific DNA binding. Gene Ontology annotation, biological process: regulation of transcription by RNA polymerase II.
GUUGCCCUCAAACGUUGAUGGUUGGGUUGGUAAUGCGCGUUUAGUGAUUUGUUUGUGUUUAGUGUUUUUGUGGUUUUUCUUUUUUGGUUUGACAUUUUAUUUAGCGGCCCUGGAGUCGCAUCCGUCUGUAAUUACUUCUGAGCAGCAGGAAAUGGGCGUAUCAGAAGAGGUGGCAAUGCCGGCAGCGGGCGCGGAACCGCGCCCACCCGCUCAAGACGCGCGUGACGCUAGUGACGGGAGCGAUCCCGAACCGGACGAUUUUGCUCCCAAACGGAAACAGCGCCGAUAUAGAACCACGUUUACUAGUUUUCAACUUGAGGAGUUGGAGAAAGCUUUUUCCAGGACUCAUUAUCCUGAUGUGUUUACUAGGGAAGAGCUGGCAAUGAAAAUAGGACUAACAGAAGCAAGAAUACAGGUGUGGUUCCAAAACCGUCGUGCCAAAUGGCGUAAACAAGAAAAAGUAGGACCUCAGGGCCAUCCUUAUAACCCUUACCUAAACCCUGGUUCUGCGGUACCUCCCUCGGCAGUAGUACCUUCCUCCCUCCCCAACCCUUUUACGCUUCCCUUUGGCUUACGUAAGCCCUUUGACUCCAUUAGUUUCAGAUACCCUCCACAUGUACUACCCGGAUAUCUGCCGACUCCUCCCUCCUAUCACCGCACCCCGCACUCCCUUCUUCCACCCUUAUAUCCUUCGGCAGCCAGCUCAUUUCAAACCUUAUUGGCCAACAUAUCAGCUGCGCAGAGACCGAAACAGGAAUUCACCGCAUCACCUCCAUUGUCACCUGGAACCACCAGUACUGUCGUACCUCCGUCACCUCCGGAAGUGGACAGGAGGAGUUCGAGUAUCGCCUCAUUGAGACUAAAGGCCCGGGAGCACGAGAUGAGGUUGGAGAUGUUAAGACAAAACGGAGAUUUAAUUAGUUAAUUAGGGACAAUUCGAUUUUAUGAUUAUGCGAGGUCUUCCUGUUGAUCUUUUUUGGUGCGGUCAGUGCAUCCUGUAAAUAUAUUCCGAGUAUUAUAUAAUAGGAUAAUUUUAUUAUUUAAUUGUAACUUUAGUGCAAAUGGAAACUGAUUAAUCCGUCCUAUGAAGUGUACUUAUUAUAUUAUUAGAGGAAUUGCAAUUUCAAAUGAGUGUAUAUUAUAUAUGUCUUUUUUUAAUAUUUAAAAUAAAUAAUUAUAAAAAUU